Molecule: messenger RNA, 492 nt
Organism: Meloidogyne enterolobii
Lineage: Eukaryota; Metazoa; Nematoda; Chromadorea; Rhabditida; Meloidogynidae
Source: the annotation of a GenBank genome assembly
AUGCCUUCUAAACGUCUUUAUGGAUUUCUUCUUGUAUUAAUCCUCUCCCUUUUUUGCCUCCACUUAUCACUAGGCCAAGAAGACAAUUCUGGAGCUUUAUCCCUCAAGCUGGUUUAUAACGGAAAUGAAGUGGAUACUAGUGGAAUUAAGCAAUUAUUUAGUGACGGAAAAGACGAUUUAAAAUUAAUAUCAACUGUACCCUCAGUCAUUAAAAAUCAAAUUCCAAACGAUUUAAAAUCUGCAAUGGAAACCGAAACCCUUGGAGAUUUAAAAAAAGAAAUUUUACCAAUAAAGGAGUCCAAAACUUUAAAUGAAGCAAAAGAAAAAUGGGAAAAAGAGGCCCCUAAAACAAUAGAAGUGGUUAACAAAACAAUUAAUUGGGUUUAUUCAACAAUAGAAAAAAUAAAAAAUUUGUUGGAUAAACAAGACAAAGAUUUUGUUGAACAAGUAAAAUUAAAGUUUAAAUUAAAUUUAAAAAUUUUACAAUUGUAA